AUGUCAAUAUAUGAAGAAUGUGAUUUCCCUAUCUCAUGUGGAAAUUGUCUAGGUGAUACACAGUAUCUUCGAAUGGUGAGAUCUAAUAAUGAGAAAAGUUGUAAACUCUGUAAUAGACCAUGCACUAGUUUUCGUUGGAAAUUUAACAAUUCAAAUAAAUAUAAACAAACCGUCAUUUGUAAGACCUGUGCCCAACUAAAGAAUGUUUGUCAGGUAUGUGUCUCCGAUAUUAAUUAUGGAAUACCUUUAAGUCUUCUAGACAACUAUAUUGCUAAACAUAGUAAAGAUAAUAGUUUACUUUCUCUAACAAAUAUACCUAAUACAAUAGCUAAUAGAGAUUAUUUUGUAGAAAAUAAGCUCAAUGGAAAUGAUGAAGGUUAUAUAAGAAAGUUAGAAAAAAGUAUAAUCCAAAGAAGACAAAUUUUGGAGAGUAAUAUAUUAAAAAGUGAAUUAUCUAAGAAUAUUCGAAAACAUGAAAGUAAGGUAACAGAUAAUAAAGAAGAAUAUAUUGGGAAAUCAAGUGGAUUAAAACAUAGUUUGGAUUAUAUAAAUAGUAAUUUAGCUGAUUAUAAGAAUGAUAAAACUGGAGAGAACGUAAAAAUAAAGAAAUAUCGCAACUCUAAAACUGAUACAGUUGAAGAUUCUUUUAAAUCUAUAGGGUUUUUUCCUAGUAUGGAUCCUAAAUCUAUGGGAAAUGCUCCAAUAGUUUAUAAAAAGUAA
Cryptosporidium muris RN66 is the source of this 720-nucleotide messenger RNA. RefSeq lists its product as uncharacterized. The record is from RefSeq and is a predicted model, not a curated record. Lineage: Eukaryota; Apicomplexa; Conoidasida; Eucoccidiorida; Cryptosporidiidae. Bases 1 to 720 code for a protein of 239 amino acids. Gene Ontology annotation, molecular function: pre-mRNA binding; U6 snRNA binding. The transcript has a single exon. Gene Ontology annotation, cellular component: U2-type catalytic step 1 spliceosome; U2-type catalytic step 2 spliceosome; Prp19 complex.